Scophthalmus maximus (turbot) is the source of this 4298-nucleotide messenger RNA. Its product is annotated as FERM, ARHGEF and pleckstrin domain-containing protein 1. Lineage: Eukaryota; Metazoa; Chordata; Actinopteri; Pleuronectiformes; Scophthalmidae. Gene Ontology annotation, cellular component: cytoskeleton. Gene Ontology annotation, molecular function: guanyl-nucleotide exchange factor activity; cytoskeletal protein binding. Bases 203 to 3313 code for a protein of 1036 amino acids. The record is from RefSeq and is a predicted model, not a curated record. The transcript is spliced from 28 exons.
CCUGAGAGGCUCAGUUGCGAGAACGCACGAACUCUGGCGGCAGGACUUCUUCUUCGUCUUCUGUUUUUUGUUGUACCGCCUGCGCGUCCGGACAUUGGAGCUCUCGCCGAGGGACGAUCUGAAGACACAGCGGGGACGUGAACAGAGGUCCCCCAUCCCCCGCCGCAGCUCGAGACCACCUCACUGCCAGUGCCCCGUCGCCAUGGUCGAACCUGCCGAGGGGCCGUCCACAGCCGGACAGAGGCUGGGCGCCCCUGAAAGUUUCGGGGUGUCCACCCUGGAACCAGGCCUGCGUCCUCCUGCUCAGCCUCCCGGGAGACUGGUCUCCAUACGGGUGCAGAUGCUAGACGACACACAGGAAGUCUUCCAGAUAUCGCAACGUUCUCCUGGCAAAGUGUUGUUCGACCUGGUUUGUGUCCAUCUCAACCUGACGGAGGGAGACUACUUUGGGCUGGAGUACCAGGACCAGCGCAAGAUGAUGGUGUGGCUCGACCUGCUGAAGCCGACGCUGAAACAGAUCAGACGUCCCAAAAACACCAUCCUCCGCUUUGUGGUGAAGUUCUUCCCUCCUGACCACACGCAGCUCUUGGAGGAGCUGACUCGGUAUCUGUUUGCGCUGCAGAUCAAACGCGACCUCGCCUGUGGUAAUCUCAUCUGCAACGACACCAGCGCCGCCCUCAUGGUUUCCCACAUCAUUCAGUCGGAGAUCGGCGACUUCGACGAGACCCAGAGCUGGCAGCAUCUGCUCCACAACAAGUACCUGCCCGACCAGGACGCCAUCAGAGACAAGAUCACCGACUGCCACCGCAAGCAUGUCGGGCAGACUCCUGCAGAGUCGGACUACCAGCUGCUGGAAAUCGCUCGGCGGUUGGAGAUGUACGGCGUCCGUCUGCACCCAGCCAAGGACAGAGACGGAACCAAGCUCAGCCUGUCGGUGGCACACACAGGGGUGCUGGUGUUCCAGGGCUACACUAAGAUCAAUGCCUUCAACUGGUCUAAGAUCCGCAAACUCAGCUUCAAACGCAAACGGUUCCUUAUUAAGCUGCGAGCAGACCCCACUCAGAAUGCCCACCACGACACGCUGGAGUUCGCCAUGGCGAGCAGGGACUGCUGCAAGAUCUUCUGGAAGAUCUGUGUGGAGUAUCACGCCUUCUUCAGGCUCUUCGAGGAGCCCAAGCCCAAACCCAAGCCUAUCCUCUUCACCAGAGGUUCCUCCUUCCGCUUCAGUGGUCGAACUCAGAAGCAGAUCUUCGAUUAUGUGAAAGACUCAGAGGUCAAGAAAGUUCCAUUUGAAAGGAAACACAGUAAGGUUUUGUCCCACAGCGGCAUGUCCCCUCACUCUUCAUCCUUCAGAUCACAAGUGCCAAAAGAGAGUGCCAUGUCUGUAGCAGACCAGCCUGACUCGGCAAGACUGGCCCUUCGAGCUGAAUGUAACGGUUCAGAAGAGCUGCCACUGGUCACAGCCCCCGCCAACGGUUUCCAAGAUACACCAGCGGCGUCUGGCUCAGACCCCAUUCAGUCCAGACGGAACCACCACAUCAUCGGGUCGGCGCCGGACCCGCACCUCCUCAACCCAGGAAGUCCCGGCUCAGACGACUCUCCGCUGGGAAGUCCCCACGUCGUAGUCAACGGCAACGGCUCAGCGAACGGACAGUGGGUGGACGACGCCGGCGUCCUUGGUCCAGGUCAGAUUCCCGAAGGUCAGCAGCUAUCGCCGCUCACCAGCCCGCUGCUCACCGAAGCCGGAUACGUCCGCAAUGAGGACGAGGACGAAGCGAGGAGGAAGAAGUAUCCCACAGACAAGGCCUACUUCAUAGCCAAGGAACUGUUGACCACGGAGAGGACCUACCUCAAAGACCUGCAGGUUGUCACGGAGUCCUUCCAGAGUUCUGUGGGGAAAGACGAGGCCUUUCCUGACUCCGUUCAGAACCUGAUCUCCGCCAACUACGAUCCGGUCCACAAGUUUCACCAGGGCUUCCUCAAAGAGGUGGAGCAGCGGCUGGCACAGUGGGAGGGUCGCUCCAACGCCCACAUUAAGGGAGACUAUCAACGAAUCGGCGAUGUUUUACUGAAGAACAUUCAGGGUCUGAGGCAGUUGACAGUUCAUCUGCAGAAACAUUCAGAGUGUCUGGUUGAACUGGAACGGGCCUGCAAGUCCAGUCGGAAGGUGGAGACUCUGUGUCGAGACUUUGAGCAGCAGAGGGUUUGCUACCUGCCCUUCAACAUCUUCCUCCUGCGACCUCUGCAUCGCCUACUGCACUACAAACUCAUCCUGGAGCGGCUCUGCAAGCACUACCCGCCCACGCACGAAGACUUCAGGGACUGCAGAGCGGCCCUGGCGGACAUCUCAGAGAUGGUGCUGCAGCUCCAAGGCUGCAUGAUGAAGAUGGAGAACUUCCAGAAGCUCCUGGAGCUGAAGAAAGACCUGACCGGCAUCGACAACCUCGCCAUCCGCGGCAGGGAGUUCAUCAGACUCGGCUGCCUCAGCAAGCUCUCGGGGAAGGGCCUUCAGCAGAGGAUGUUCUUCCUGUUCAGUGAUUCCUUGGUGUACACCAGCCGAGGGACGACCCCGGCCAACCAGUUUAAAGUUCAUGGCCAGCUGCCCCUCUAUGGCAUGACGAUCAGAGAAAGUGAGGAGGAGUGGGGAGUCCCUCAUUCCUUCACGUUGUUUGGACAGCGCCAGUCUGUUGUGGUGGCGGCCAGCUGCGCGUCGGAGAUGGAGCGGUGGGUGGAGGACAUCAAGAUGGCGAUUGACCUGGCGGAACAGAGCAGCAGCCCGACCUCUGACCUGCUCUUCACCAGCCUCCCUGACAACAAGCUGCUGGAGGACGGUGCCGGCGAGCAGGAGUCCGAGGAGGAGCUCUGCGGCUCGCGCACGUCCCUGGAGCGCCAGGGUCACCGUGGCAACACCACCGUGCACGUCUGCUGGCACCGCAACACCAGCGUGUCCAUGGUGGACUUCAGCGUUGCCGUCGAGAACCAGCUGUCAGGUAACUUGCUGAGGAAGUUCAAGAACAGCAAUGGCUGGCAGAAGCUCUGGGUGGUUUUCACCAACUUCAGCCUCUUCUUCUACAAGUCACAUCAGGAUGACUACCCUCUUGCCAGCCUUCCCCUGCUGGGCUACUCCGUCACAGUGCCGUCCGAGUCGGAGAACAUCCACAAAGAUUACGUCUUCAAACUCCACUUCAAGUCCCACGUCUACUACUUCAGAUCAGAGAGCGAGUACACCUUCGAAAGGUGGAUGGAGGUGAUCCGCAGUGCCACCUGCUCCUCCAGCCAAUCCUUGCCGAGCACCAGGAAGGACCUUUACUGAUAAAUCUGCUCCAUCCUCCUCCUCCUCCUCUUCCUACUUGCUCCUGCACUCACCUGGGUGAAGAUCUGGACUUCAGACUGCACAAACACCAGACUCUUUACUACCGCAGACACAGAAUCACGCUGCACACAGCAGGCUGUCCCAGUCGACACUAAUUAACGCCUCUGAAUUGUUGAUUCGCGCUCUUCUGACACUUUGCGUCACUCAGACGUCCUGCACACACCCUCUCAUUACACACACACACACACUCUGCACCACCAGUGUCUGAUUAGAGGCUGGGGUGGAAGUCGCCCACGAUGCAAACCAUUAUGUCAUUUGACUUUUUUUCGACACGCGCGCAAUAUUUUCCUUUUUUGACUUUGUUUUUGCGCCAUUGAGUGGUGUUCACACACACAUGGAUUUAAUAUUCACACCAACAACAUCCCCGUUUACAAUAAGUAUUCUUUUUUUUUUACUAUUUUAGAUAUUCCUUUAGAACAACACUUUUGUGAUAAGGUUUUAAACAUUCACACAAAUAAGAUUAAAUAAAACCGAAACCCGGAUUUAAUGAACUUUUAUGUGGAGAUCUGUGUUAACGUGAACCCACUCACACUGAAUAUCUUCCGUUUGUGUGACAAUCUAUAAAUAUUUGGAUGAAUUGAAUGUGACGCCAGUGUGGACACGAUUAGAAAAACACCCGUCAUUUCCCUUUUUUUUUAUAUAAAGCGACUUUUUGUACAGUACUUUGAUACACUGUGAAAUGUUCCUCAUCUCAUUUCUCUUUCCUUUUCAUCUUGUUUUCCUGCAAGCUUUGUUAAAAAAAACCAAAUGGCUUUAAAACUGCUUCCGACGCCAACAGAGUUUUCACUGGUCCGCUGCCAAAAAAACGUUCUCCUCCGUAUUACACCAGUUUUCUUCUUGUUUUUUUUUUAUACUAUUUUAAAUAAAGUUGAGGAAAGAUUGUGUUCAUAAAAAAACAACUAUAAAACGAGAACAACCCAGAAAA